UUAGCUAUUCUAAAAGUAACAAUCAACAAUAUAAAAUCAUGCAACUAAUUACUAGUUCAACAAGAUUAACUAAAUUUUAUAUUUCAAUAUACUUUGUUGUUAUUUUAAUUAACAAUGUCAGUUUGUCAAGUGGUACCAUAUAUACCCCGACAGAAGAUUUAAUUUUUCCAAAAUUAAAAUUUAGAGAUGGUGGAUUUAUCAGUGAUGUUGAUGGCAUUGAGGCUGACAUCAAAACACCCUGCAUUCCAUGUAAUUUUAUUGAGAGUACAAUGAAAACAAUUAAAUCAUUGAUAAUUGAUUUUGAACAUUUGAAUAAAAAACACUGCACUAAUGUUGAUUCAUUAGCUCAAAAAUCUAAAGAUAUUCAAAGACAAGAGAUGAAACCUGAAUCUUAUUAUCGAAGAUAUGGAAGAGGUCGUCCACCACCACAUUUUCCACCACCAUAUUUUGAUGAAAUGUAUCGCAUUAAUUUACAAACAACAACAACAGCAUCACCACCACCACCAAGUGCAAGUACAAAGUAUCUACCAGGAUCACGAAAUGAAUAAUUAAUUAAUUGAAAAAUAAUUUUUUAUUUCAAGUGAAUUUGAUUCAAAUUUAAUUGAAUGUUUAAUAAAAAUGUUAUUAAAAAUUAUCACAAUUAUUU
This is a messenger RNA of Aphidius gifuensis, 646 nucleotides long. RefSeq lists its product as uncharacterized. The record is from RefSeq and is a predicted model, not a curated record. The coding region runs from base 39 to 548 and encodes 169 amino acids. The transcript is spliced from 3 exons. NCBI's taxonomy places the organism in Eukaryota, Metazoa, Arthropoda, Insecta, Hymenoptera, Braconidae.